AUGUUUAAGAGCGCUAUAGAACAAGUUCGCAAAGCUAACGAUGUCAUUCGUUCCAUUGACGACAAACCAAAAGAAGGUGAGAGAUGGUUAAAGAAAGAUGAAGAGAAUAGGAAGAGAAAUGUGAAGUCAGGCAAUAGACUCAUUGACUUUAACAUCGAAGCUUUAGAUGAACCAAACAGAGACUACUUACACAAACAUUUCGGUAAGGUUUUCAUGAGACUCUUAGAGAAAAUUAAAAUAAACUCACAACAGAGAUGGAUGGUAUGUUAUAAACUUGGUGGAAAGUAUGAAUGUUCUACGUUAAACCUCAAUAAUAUUGGAACAUUACUACAUCAGCUCUUGAAGGAGAACUUUAUAUCAGAGAUAGAAGCAAAUGCUGCAGGUAUUGUUGAAAUGCACUAUGACUUCUUCUUGACAAACAUAAAGAAUCUUACCGAAAUAAAGAUGUAUGAUUUAACAGAAUAUGAAGGCUUAACGAUGUCAGAUGUAAAGAAAGGCAAACCAAAAAAGAGACCAUAUAGAGAUGAAAGCACACUGACAAAUGACCAGAAAGCCAUUUUGGAAGCUCUUAAGCAAACAGGAAACCCAGCACUUAUAGAAAGCUUUUGGAAAGAUAAUGGUGAAAAGAAGUUUUAUAAGAAGAGAAGCGGUCAGUUCUGGAAGUAUCUUUGCACAUUACCUAUAAAUCUUGAACGCUACCAAAUCUUCAAUGAACUGAACAAAAGAACUGCAACACUUAUGACAGAAGACAAUUGUUUCGUUUAUGCUUGCAUUCAGGCUGGAGUAGAUGAAGAAACUAUUGACCACAUGAGAGAAGUCAUUCGUGUUAGAGACUUUCCUCAAAGUAAAGUACAAGAAAUUUCUGACGCAACAGGUAUAGCAUUUAAUGUUACCAUUGGUUAUUUCAAUGACUCAAGACAUAAUGAAAUAAAGAGAUACAUACCAAAAGAAUGUGAAACUGUUCGAACUAUUGACUUACUUCUU
Messenger RNA from Trichomonas vaginalis G3, 984 nucleotides. RefSeq names its product organellar and viral DNA polymerase type B. The transcript has a single exon. The record is from RefSeq and is a predicted model, not a curated record. NCBI's taxonomy places the organism in Eukaryota, Parabasalia, Trichomonadida, Trichomonadidae. The annotation marks the transcript as partial.